Messenger RNA from Arabidopsis arenosa, 1213 nucleotides. NCBI's taxonomy places the organism in Eukaryota, Viridiplantae, Streptophyta, Magnoliopsida, Brassicales, Brassicaceae. The record is from the annotation of a GenBank genome assembly.
AUAAUAUUAAAAAGCAUUUUCUUCUUAGAUUGCUUCAGAUUCGUUUAGCUCACUCUUUCCCCUCGAGAAGAAACCCUAGAAAUCUCAUCGCAAAAAUGUUCAGAUCUAUGCUCGUCCGAUCUUCUUCCUCCGCGAAGCAGGCGGUUAUCCGCCGUAGCUUUUCCUCUGGUUCCGUCCCCGAGCGUAAAGUCGCCAUCCUUGGCGCCGCCGGUGGAAUUGGUCAGCCUCUUGCUCUUCUCAUGAAGCUUAAUCCUCUUGUCUCUUCUCUCUCCCUCUACGAUAUCGCUAACACUCCUGGAGUUGCCGCUGAUGUCGGUCACAUCAACACCAGAUCUGAGGUUGUUGGAUACAUGGGCGAUGAUAACUUGGCCAAAGCUCUAGAAGGAGCUGAUCUCGUUAUCAUUCCAGCUGGUGUACCAAGGAAGCCUGGUAUGACCCGUGACGAUCUUUUCAACAUUAAUGCUGGAAUUGUCAAGAACCUUUGCACUGCCAUCGCCAAGUACUGCCCACAUGCACUUAUUAACAUGAUCAGCAACCCUGUGAACUCUACUGUUCCAAUUGCAGCUGAGAUAUUUAAGAAGGCUGGUAUGUACGAUGAAAAGAAAUUGUUUGGUGUUACCACUCUUGACGUCGUCAGGGCCAAGACUUUCUAUGCGGGAAAGGCCAAUGUCCCAGUUGCAGAAGUUAAUGUUCCGGUGAUUGGUGGUCAUGCUGGGGUUACUAUUCUCCCUCUCUUCUCUCAGGCCACCCCUCAAGCCAAUUUGUCAAGUGACGUACUCACCGCCCUCACUAAGCGUACCCAAGAUGGAGGUACAGAAGUCGUGGAGGCAAAAGCAGGAAAAGGUUCAGCUACAUUGUCCAUGGCCUAUGCUGGAGCAUUAUUCGCUGAUGCGUGCUUGAAAGGACUCAACGGUGUUCCAGAUGUCAUAGAAUGCUCAUAUGUGCAAUCAACAAUCACCGAGCUUCCUUUCUUUGCCUCGAAGGUGAGGUUGGGGAAGAACGGCGUGGAGGAGGUUCUUGACUUGGGGCCACUCUCAGACUUUGAGAAGGAAGGCUUGGAAGCAUUGAAGCCAGAACUCAAAUCCUCCAUCGAAAAGGGAGUCAAGUUUGCCAACCAGUGAUUAAACCGACUUGACUCGGUAAUUUUUCCAAUUUUCCAGCUAGAGUUGCCUCCUCCUUCAUCGGGUUGUAUCAAUAAAAAUCCAUGUUUGUG